Messenger RNA from Akanthomyces muscarius, 1707 nucleotides. RefSeq lists its product as uncharacterized. Gene Ontology annotation, cellular component: nucleus. NCBI's taxonomy places the organism in Eukaryota, Fungi, Ascomycota, Sordariomycetes, Hypocreales, Cordycipitaceae. Gene Ontology annotation, molecular function: DNA-binding transcription factor activity, RNA polymerase II-specific; RNA polymerase II cis-regulatory region sequence-specific DNA binding. The transcript has 6 exons. Gene Ontology annotation, biological process: regulation of transcription by RNA polymerase II. The record is from RefSeq and is a predicted model, not a curated record. The coding region runs from base 1 to 1707 and encodes 568 amino acids.
AUGCACAUUGUUUUUAGUGCCACACUGGAAAAGAAGGCAAGGUUCGAGACAUGGCACAAGCUCGACAAGUCAGGUCAACGCGAUCACUUGGAAGCUAUGCGCACUGGCAUUCUUGGUGACAGUAUGUCGAAGAAGGUCGACUCGAUAGCAACGACCAAGAUCUUCCGGGCCCCGUCUCUUCAUAACACCACGUCGCAUGAGUAUCAGCAAACGAUUGCGAUGGAUUGGGACAGGGAGUACAGCACUUACCUGCGUAUCGCGCGCAAAUUCGAGGUGACUAGAAGCGAAUUUGAGUUUCUAUUUACUAUCUCAUCUAAGCGUCGGCCUGGCAAACGAAUCUUCUACCCAUUUUGGCACGCUUCUCGGCCACAGGCAGACGAAAUAAAAUGGGACUGGUGCGAUAUAUAUCACCUAGCGCAGCGAAUGCUGCACCGCAUGCGAAGCGACUGCAACAGGCAUGGUGAAGACGCAGGGCUAGGCGAGAAGAUUGUGGACGAAAAAGUACUCGUUUACUGGAUGGUGUCCCUAUUCUGCAACCAGGUUCAAAAGCAAAAAAAGGACAUGCCCUACACUUCUCUGGAUGCGCUGCUGGAAGCGAAUCUUGACCGAUGGAAUUGCCCAAUUGUCCCCUGGGUUGGACAUGUUUUCUCAGCGUCUCUCUGCAAAGGGCCCGAUCAUGGUCUUGCUAUGCGUUUUGGAAUCAGGCAAGGGGCUAUUCGUGCGACAUUUGAUCCGCUACUCGACAUCGACAUGGCGCAAAGUACUAUCACGAUCGACGCACAUUCCACCAACAUUGCAAUGUGGAAUUGGGAGAGCGAAGCUUGGCCUUCGGUCCGGGCUAUACUCGCAGACGUGCCUCUGUCACAUUCACUAUGGAAGAUUGAUAAGGCCUUGGGCGAUUGCAUCUGGCGAACGCACACGGGCGGUGAUCAGUCGGCGGGAUCAAUUAUGCCCACCCCUGCCUUUGACAUCCCACUUUUGCCCAUUGAUCACUGGCUUUCUAGGUCAAGCAUUGCGCCCCAAUGUCACCAAAAGCAAUGCGAGGAUAGUGAGUUUUCUAGCAUUAGUGAGCUGGUAUACCACUAUCGACAAGUCCAUGCUGCUGUGGGCAAUGAGCUAUACAGUCCGCAGUGCGAUGAUGUCGCCACACUUGCAGAUCAGGAAGUCAUCAACAUGGAAUACUGGAAAAACAGGAUCAACGGCAAGCUCAUUUGCGACUGGCCGGACUGUGGCAAGAGUUUCCUCAGCAAGCAGGAUCUCGGCGACCAUCAAAACACACAUUCCGGCCAAAAAGACUUCCGCUGCGAUGUGCCCGGUUGUGCCCAGGCAUUUUACGGCAAAGGCGAUCUGGCCAGGCACAAGAGGAACGACCAUGGAACGCGUGCUAAGCCGACUUGCGACUUUACAGGAUGUGGCAAGACGUUCGCGCGAUCCGAUGGGCUGCUUAGACAUCAAAGAAACGUCCACGCGGCGUGCAGAAAAAGAACGUAUUUAAACAUCGGCUCCUUGUUUUCGGAAACAGAAUGGGUCCCAUUGGCCCGUAUUUGGCCGUUUGGCAGGCCAUGUGGUCGCUAUGUGACCCAAGUGGGCAUGCGCUGCCCGACCUACUUCCAGGUCAGCGACCGGGAAUUGGUCCCGGGUGAGAUAUCUGCACAAUUCAAUAUUUCAUAUCUACGGCGAGUCGGAACUUAUCUAUGGUUGUACUGA